AACUUUUUCCCCAACACGUGUAGGCCUAGUUCAGAAAUCUCUACCAGACGAAGGAGAACGUGUGUGAUUAACUCAUUUCGUUCACUGUAAAGGUGGCCUGACCACGAGUACGAAGCUGAUUUGUAAUUCAAUUCACGAGGGUGGCCACAAGCACAAGAAAAAGGGGAAGUAACUCUGCGUCAUGGAGACACAGGCAACAGUCUGGCAGUGGAGACCCCAGAAGAGGUCACGUGAUGUGCGAGACCAGUUCUUUGAGGACGGAGACCGAUUCUGUUGUUAUUCAGUCAAACAGCUGCCCCUUGAGACAGACACCAUUGACUGCAGGAGGAUACCUCAGUUCCCCUGCAGUAUUGCUGGAUGUCCCGAGACCUUUGAUACCCUUCUUGGGUAUGAGAGUCACUACAACAGCGUCCACCGUCACACGUGCAGCGAGUGUCGACGCUCCUAUCCUUCCAAUCACUUGCUGGAGAUACACCUGAGAGAAUCCCAUGAUCCUCUCUUUUCACUCCAAUCUGGGGACAAGUUUGUGUGUCUGGUUCAAGGAUGUGGGCAGACAUUCAGUGCCCCGAAGAGCCGGAAGAACCACAUGGUCAAGAAGCACAAGUACCCUGCCAACUACAGAUUUGAUAGAGCCAAACCAGGAAAGGCAGCUGUGAGGCAGAGUGAGGCGGGGGGUGACAUGGUAGCUGCAUGUCCGAGUGAGGCCGGGGGUGACAUGGUAGCUGAUAGGCAGAGUGAGGCCGGGGAUGACAUGGCUGCUGAUAGGCAGAGUGAGGCAGGAGACAUGGAGGUGGCGGAGAAGGAGAACAUUCCCCAGGAGGGCACUGCCCGACGUGUGUUCAGUUACAAAGUGCCUCAGAAUAUAUGUUUCGGUCAUGGAUCUACGCGGAGCUUCCAGAGACCUCGGGGGCGCCGGAAACCCAAACAUUGGCACCAGUCCAACAUGGAGACGGACACAACAGUUCACAUUGAGAAUGUGGACAUGGGAGAACUGAAAGAUGCACUAGAAUAAGGAAUAUCGUAAACACAUCUCUAUGUUAAAUUUUGGCUUCAUUGCUAUGCCACCAGUUGUGAAGCUUGUGGUCACUCCCCGGCAUGGUCAGUGCCCGGUGUCGCCUUCUCUCAGGCGCUGAUGGACAAUGAAGAAAUAGCCAUACAUUGUAUACACCGUAUCUGAAAAUAGCCAUGGGCAGGUGAACCAACAAUUUGACUUCCCAAGAUGAUAGUUUAGUGUGGAUGGUGAUAGCACCCAAUAUUACAGGUGUGAGAUGAACUUCAAAAGUGUCGGAUAAAUAAUUAUGAAGAUUUUAUUUCAGGAAAGAAAAAUGAAUGCCA
Messenger RNA from Haliotis rufescens (red abalone), 1335 nucleotides. RefSeq names its product zinc finger protein 511-like. The transcript is spliced from 7 exons. Lineage: Eukaryota; Metazoa; Mollusca; Gastropoda; Lepetellida; Haliotidae. The coding region runs from base 182 to 1012 and encodes 276 amino acids. The record is from RefSeq and is a predicted model, not a curated record.